This is a messenger RNA of Beta vulgaris subsp. vulgaris (sugar beet), 3757 nucleotides long. Its product is annotated as pentatricopeptide repeat-containing protein At4g13650. Gene Ontology annotation, molecular function: protein binding; RNA binding. The transcript has 5 exons. Lineage: Eukaryota; Viridiplantae; Streptophyta; Magnoliopsida; Caryophyllales; Amaranthaceae. Bases 600 to 2690 code for a protein of 696 amino acids. The record is from RefSeq and is a predicted model, not a curated record. Gene Ontology annotation, biological process: RNA modification.
CAGCGCGACUUUGUCUCCAAUAGGGCCUUUGUUACACGCGCACUAAACCAAGGCCAGAACCUUCCUCUUUCUCCCUCUUUCUCCUUGGCGAAAAAGAAACCCUAAGUCUAGCAGCAACCAACAAGCCGCGCCGACGCGCGACGCCGGUGAGGCGGGAGUUUGCCGACGCACAGUAGCAGGCUAGCAGCGCCGCAACGAAACAAUUACGGGUAGUAGUGCUACUAUGCUAGUGCCAAAGGCCCACAGACGCAAAGUGACUAAUUUGGGUAGUAGUGCACUGUAGCAGCGCCGGUCGCAGCGGAGUAGCGGUCAGUCGAGACGUCGCGUCACUGAGUCGCAGUCGCCGACUCGCCGGUGUUCGGACUUCGGUGACUACGGAGCAUGUGGCCUCAUCAAUUGAGAAAGGUAUCAAGGAACAAACAGAUUUGCUUGUGGUUUGCCAUGGAGGUUUCAGUUCGUUGCAACUUGACCAGCCACACUCUGAAGGUUUGAUUGAUUGUCUGCAGGUGUGUAUCUUUUAAACAAUGCUGUCUCUGCUAAACACCCAGAUGACAUGUUCGACCUCCUAAAACCGAAGUAAAAGACGGAGAAAUUCUAGAAUGUUUGGCGAAAAUGUGGUGCAAUGGACAUCAAACAUCAAAUCUUAUUCAAAAAAAGGGUUUUUUCACAAAGCCCUAUCUUUAUUCCUUAAGAUGCGAAAAGCUGGAAUUGAACCAAAUGAAAUCACUUUCUCAACCACCUUAAGUGUAUGUUCUCAAUCAACCAACAAAUACUUCGGUUUAAGUUUGCAUAAUCUAAUACUCAAAAAAGGGUAUGAAAGACAGCUCUUUGUUUGUGGUGGGUUGAUUUCAAUGUACUUUAACUAUGACCGAAUAAGCGAUGCUCGCCAAGUGUUUGAUGAAAUGCCUGAACGAGAUGAAGUUGUGUGUAAUUUGAUGAUAGCAAAGUAUUCACAAAAUGGGUUUAGCAAGGAUGCUUGUAGGUUGUUUUGUGGAAUGGUUAAUGGGUGUGUUCAUUGGAGAGGUUUUGUUAGUGAUUUUAGUCUUGCUAGUGUUGUUAAUGCUUGUGCUGAUCACGAGGGUUUUUGUAGAUUGGGCGAGUCUGUACAUGGUUAUGCAAUGAAGAUUGGUUUCGAUUCGAAUGAGUUUGUCGGUAGUUCUCUUGUUGGUAUGUAUUCUAAAUAUGAUGAGUUGGGUAGUGCUCGUGCCAUGUUUGAUCAGUUGGGAAGUAUGGAUGUUGUAGUGUGGAAUACAAUGAUUACUGGGUAUGCUCAAAAUGGUUGUGAGGAAGAAGCAAUGGAACUAUUUCUUGAGAUGGAAAUUCGAGGAUUUUCUCCUAAUUAUACCACCUUUUCGGUUGUUAUAGAUGCUUCAUCUGUGAUGCCUGAUGAAACACUUGGUAGAAAACUUCAUGCUAAAAUUUUGAAGUCUGGUUUUCUGUGUGAUGUUUACUUGGGUACUGCAAUUGUUGAUUUGUACUCGAAAUUCUUGAUCAUGACUGAUGCUGAAAGAGCUUUCUCUGAAAUGUCCAAAAAAAAUGUAAUAUCAUAUAAUGCACUAAUAACUGGCUAUGGUUUGAGUGGUGAUCAUGAAAAAGCUCUUAAAAGUUAUACACUGCUGAGACUUCAAAGAAUGAAACCAGAUGCUUGCACCUUUAUCGGUCUUUUGACAUCUACUGCCACAUCUUGUGCCUUUGUAGUAGGGGAAAAAGUUCACUCAGACUCAAUUAAGCUUGGCUUGGACCAAGAUGUUUUAGUUAGAAACUCAAUUGUGAAUUUCUAUUCGAAGUGCGGGCGAAUUGACUCUGCGAUAAAAGCUUUUGAGACUGCACAGGGGAGUGAUAUAGUAUCUUGGACAGCCAUCAUCUCAGGACUUGUCCAGAACAACGAACAUACAAAAGCUCUUGAGCUCUUCUGUGAAAUGCACAAGCUGUCGGAAAAAGCAGAUGAAUUCUCCUCCUCUAGCGUCAUCAAGGCUGUAGCUAGUCUGGCAGCUGUUGCACAAGGAAGAAACCUGCAUGGGUAUGUGCUGAAAGUGGGCCUGAGUGACCAUAUAUUUGUUGGAAGUGCACUGAUUGACAUGUACUCCAAAUUCGGGGUUGUGGAAGAUGCACUUAAAUUGUUCUCCGAGAUGCCUGACAAAAAUGUUGUCUCAUGGAACUCAAUGAUAACAGGUUAUGCUCAGAAUGGUUUCUCUGAUGAAGCUCUAGACCUAUUCGAUAAAAUGGUGAGGAAUGGGAUAUUGCCUACCUCAGUAACUUUUGUUGGGGUUCUCCUUGCUUGUUGUAAUGCAGGACUGGUUCAAGAAGGUAGGCGCUAUUACCAUCUAAUGGGAAGCCACUAUGGAAUUUCACCUUCUGUAGAACACUACUCCUGUAUGGUGAAUCUCCUAGGUCACUCUGGUUAUGUUGGUGAGGCAGAAGAGUUUCUUCUUAGUUCACCAUUUAAAGAAGAACAUGAAAUUUGGAAGUCUCUCCUGAAUUGUUGUGAGGCACACAGAGAUUUUGAUGUUGCUGCUCGAGUUGCAGAGUAUUGUUCACUCUUAAAGCCCAAUGACUCCUCUACUUAUACCAUUCUCUCCAACAUAUAUGCAACUAAACAGUUGUGGUCAGAAGUUGAAAGAACAAGGGAUUCCAUGAAGAUGGCAGAUAUUGUGAAGGAACCUGGGUGCAGCUGGGUUGAAGUUAAGUGAUCUGUGUUGUGGCUGUGGGUUAUGUUGACCUAGGUGCAUUCUCCUUGGUUUUCUGGAGCCCCCUCAGCUUUCCAAGCUAAGACAUCUCGAAAUUGUGGUUGUCAAUUUUCUUUGCUUCUGCAGGGAAAUUGGGGAGUGAAGAAUUGAGGCAAAUGGCCUUCCAGCUGGGUACAGAGAACGAUAGUUUGCCUACUUGCUUCAUCUGCAUAGGAAUUAUUUUUUCUGGAGCCAUGUAGUCUGAAAGUUCCAAAUUCCUGUUGCAGCUGUACUAUGUUGCAAUCAUGAAUCACGGCGCCCUUCCAGACCUAGGGUUUAACAGAGUAAUGAAAUACUAAGACUGAGAGAUGUGUGCUGUAUACGUAUGCGUUGUACAUAAAAAUUUAUUGGAAAAGUAUUGAACUAUCAACCAUAUAAGCCAGUACGGCUGCAUACGUCCUCGUCACCUCAUAUACUGCAAGUAGCAGGAUCCACAUUGGGCAGUGGUGUUGCAGAAUAGUUGCUGCUAUUAGUAUGACGAUGAGAUUACUUAUCAACCCAAUGCAUCUGAGAUUGUACCUAUGAAUGUGACUAUUAGAGAUAUACUGCAGUGGGGUGCUGACAUUACAAGUUCUUAUAAGACCACCUCAUAAAUUAAAGUCUUUUUUCUUUAUGCUUAAGAGACCAACUCUCGUUGUCCAUGGUCUGGUGUUAUACCACUGUUCUUGGAAGAUGUAGGCAUUUGUGAGGGUGGAGCACGAUAUCAGCAGUCUAUUUAUCAAUACCAAUGACUGUCCCGUUUAUGCCGUCCCAUUUCACCACUAAAAAUGGCUCUUGAGUUUUCAGCCUUUCCACGACGGUGUUUCUACAGCGUGGUUGGCCUACAGUCUACCAAUCAUGGGUUUGCUUGUAUUCUGCUAGGUUGGAUAGAAAUGACUUGAUUUCCAGAAGAUAAAAUGUUGGAUCUAAUUACAAUCAUUAGGUGCUAAUUUUUUUGUAAUCUUUGUUGUUUAACGAGGUAUAUAGCUCCAGAUUGUACAACAAACUUGUAAAAUUGGAUUGAUUCAUUAGUAGAUAACUCUUGUUUAACU